UUGUAAUUAAGUACACUGUGAGGUGUUAAUUUAAUUCGAUGUUUCCCCAACAACUACAAGACUAACUUGAUGUAUAGUACAUCUCAUCGUUUUUAAAUAAUGAGAAGCAGAGUUAAAAGUCUUCAAAGCUCUUUUUAACAGCUCAAAAUGAACCUGAUGCAACUUGCGGUUAAUAGAAAAAUAUCCGUUCUAAAAUCCGUGUUCAUUCAAUUGAAUGCCGUACAAUAUUCAUUCCAUUCCAUUUUCAAAUGUUGGAAAAGUAUAUAAAAUAAUUAUCAUCGCUUACAUUGUGCCAAGGCAUCGUGGUUACGAUAUUGCUUUAUCAGUAGCAUCUAGGGUUGCCACCUCUCUGUAUUUGACGCGGAGAUGCCGGUUUUUGAAGACGAUUUCCGAAUUUUUCAUGAAUUUCACCGGGUUUGAAGAGACGACGAAUAUUUUUUAUUUUUAUAGUACUGAAUUUCAAACGAGCUUUUGCGGUGUUCACGCAAGCUGUUUGUGAAACGAGAGAGCUGUGCUCCUUUGACGGAGCUUCCCUAGCGACUGUAGUGACGAAUAACCGGAUUCUUUGCGUUCUUUGACAAGUUACAAAUGGAUUGAAAGAGUUUAAACUGGCUUCUUUUCAACUCUGUCGGUAAUAAAAAUCGAAUAAGGUCUAAAAUAUCUAGCGAUCGAUUUCAGUAAAAUUUCUGCCUGGUUUUUCAUAAAGCCUUUCGCAGGUCAGUAAAUAUCCUCGGGUAAAAAAUUCACCAGAGCUGGCAACCCUAAUAGCAUCAUCAAUCCCAAAUUUAAGCGGCUAUUGAGAAAAAUUCUCGAGUAACAUGAUUAAAACGUUUAAAUUAAUUGUCUAAAUACACAAGAAGAUUCCGGAUGAUCCGGAGUACAAUCCCAUUAGUAAACGAAAGAGAAGAUUUGUCUUUGCUUUUAUCUGUCAACAGUUGUAGACCGAUUUGUACAGUAUUUGCUUUUGAAAUUUUUUUUAACAGUUGGCUUUUUGGUCCUAAUCACGUGUUGGUUCAUUAUUUUGAAAUCCCCAAAUGGCUGCCACACCGGAUCGUCUAAACAACUCCAAAAACCGAAUCCAAUCACCUCGCACACCAACAUCCCCAUCGGACACGACAGUUGGAGCAUCCCGGGUUAAGGACGCGGUGGAAAAAUGUAUCGAUUUGUAUCAAAAAUGGCGGAUUACCACCCAGAAGGGAGCUCAGUACUGCAAUGCUAUCGAAUCGAUCGAAAAAGGAGUCUUGGAACCCAAAGCGAAGAAUUGCAACCCGUAUCCGGCGAACUUGGAGCUGUACUGUAAAAACUUGGCUAUUCUGAAUGGUAUUCUGGAGGAAGUGGUCAACGAUCUUGAUAUGAUCGUUCAACAACAGCAGGUACUAGAGCUGGUGAUGAAAGGUGAAUUGGUUGGAAGGAGCUGGAGCAUGGAGUACGUGUUGGAUGCACUACGAAGGAUACUACAAUCGUUCAGAUCUGAACUUGUUCUGAGAAAGGUAGUUACUGAGAACAUUGGUCACGGCUGCAGUGUCCAAGAGCUGGCUCUUCAUGUGGCAUUCUGGGAACAACUAUCCAACCAAAACGAAAAUAUGAAUCUACUCGUGAAGAUGUUGCACUCUGAGCUCAAUAUACCGCUUACAUCAUAAAAAUACACUCCAAAGUAAAUUACAGGCUGUGAUAAAAUUUAAAAAAAUAUUGAAUACAUUGAAGUUGUAGCUUGAACAAAAAUAAGUCAACCUGAAAGAAAAUAAAUGCUCCAU
Topomyia yanbarensis is the source of this 1754-nucleotide messenger RNA. RefSeq lists its product as uncharacterized. The transcript has 4 exons. NCBI's taxonomy places the organism in Eukaryota, Metazoa, Arthropoda, Insecta, Diptera, Culicidae. The coding region runs from base 1035 to 1640 and encodes 201 amino acids. The record is from RefSeq and is a predicted model, not a curated record.